Messenger RNA from Erythranthe guttata (spotted monkey flower), 2143 nucleotides. RefSeq lists its product as uncharacterized. The record is from RefSeq and is a predicted model, not a curated record. NCBI's taxonomy places the organism in Eukaryota, Viridiplantae, Streptophyta, Magnoliopsida, Lamiales, Phrymaceae. Gene Ontology annotation, biological process: mitochondrion organization. Gene Ontology annotation, molecular function: ATP binding; zinc ion binding; ATP hydrolysis activity. Gene Ontology annotation, cellular component: mitochondrion.
AACCCUACAUAAACCCUGAAGCUUGUAUUCCUGAAAUAAAUAUUCAAUGGCGCCUGAUCAAAACCCUCCUUUCUUUUCUCUCAAGCUAAUGUUUUCAGAAUGCUGAUAUUCCCGAAUUCAUAACAUUUGGAGCUCGAAAAACCUAUCAACAUUCCUCCUUUGGUUAGGUUAAGUGAAUCAAUUUGGGAAAAGAAUGGCUAAAAAUUGUGCAUCGGGGGUUUUAGCAGCAGCCGUGGCUUAUGCAACUUUCGGUGUGGAUCGUGCUUAUGCAGAUGGAUCAUCCGGUUUUUCUCCAUUCUCGAACUCUUCUUCUGCGGCUUCAAAAUCUCCGCAAGCAGCUCCGGAGCCGGCGGAACCGCGGGUUCAUAAUGAGAAUCCAAGGACGACUUCUGCUGGGUUUGACCCGGAGGCGCUGGAGAGGGGUGCCAAGGCGUUGAGAGAGAUUAAUCGCUCUUCCUAUGCUAAACAGGUAUUCGAAGUGAUGAAAAAGCAAGAAGAAACCAGGCAGCAAGAAUUAGCCUCAAAAGCAGCAGAAUUCAAGGCAUUGAAAGCUCAAGCUGAAGCUGAGAAACAAAAGGUGGUAUAUGAAGAACAGAAAAAGCUAGCUCAACAACAGGCACAGAUAAAAUCACAGAUGGCUCGUUACGAAGAUGAAUUAGCAAGGAAAAGGAUGCAGGCAGAAAAUGAACAUCAUAGAACGAGAAAUCAAGAACUUGUUAAAAUGCAAGAGGAAUCAGCUAUGAGGCAAGAGUCUGCCAGGCGAGCAACUGAGGAGCAAAUUCAAGCACAACGUCGCCAAACAGAAAGAGCAAAGGCUGAAAUUGAACGUGAAACUAUAAGAGUGCGAGCUUUGGCAGAAGCAGAGGGAAGAGCCCAUGAAGCAAAACUUGCGGAGGAUGUUAAUAAGAGAAUGCUGGUUGAACGUGCAAAUGCAGAGCGAGAGAAAUGGGUUGCCGCUAUUAACACUACUUUUGAUCACAUUGGAGGGGGUCUUCGAGCAAUUUUAACGGAUCAAAAUAAGCUGAUUGUAGCUGUAGGAGGCGUAACAGCUCUUGCAGCAGGGGUCUACACUACAAGAGAAGGGGCUAGAGUAAUUUGGGGUUAUGUGGACCGAAUAUUAGGACAACCAUCUCUGAUAAGAGAAUCUUCCAGAGGGAAGUAUCCAUGGUCCGGCUUAUUUUCACGGGCCAUUAGCACCUUCUCCGGUAGUGGCAAUAGAACUUCUGGAGCUGGAUUCGGUGAUGUUAUUUUGCACCCUUCUCUUCUUAAACGAAUCGAGCAAUUGGCUAAAGCAACAGCUAAUACAAAAACUCAUCAGGCUCCGUUUAGAAACAUGCUUUUUUACGGUCCACCAGGAACUGGAAAAACCAUGGCUGCUAGGGAGCUUGCCCGUAAAUCUGGUCUUGACUAUGCAUUGAUGACUGGAGGAGAUGUUGCACCGCUCGGCUCUCAGGCAGUUACAAAGAUACACCAAUUGUUCGAUUGGGCUAAGAAAUCGAACAGGGGUUUACUUCUUUUCAUCGACGAAGCAGAUGCAUUCUUGUGCGAGCGGAACAAAACAUAUAUGAGUGAAGCUCAAAGGAGUGCACUCAACGCACUCUUAUUCCGCACGGGUGAUCAGUCAAAGGAUAUAGUCCUUGCUCUUGCCACAAAUCGGCCAGGUGAUCUUGAUUCUGCAGUGGCUGAUCGAAUAGAUGAAGUUCUUGAAUUCCCUCUGCCUGGAGAAGAUGAACGGUUUAAAUUGGUGAAGCUCUAUUUGAACAAGUAUAUAGCAGAAGCUGGGGGGAGAAAAACAGGUUUGUUUUCACAUUUGUUCAAGAAAGAGCAGCAGAAGAUAGAAAUUAAGGGAUUGAACGAUGACAUUAUUAAGGAAGCUGCAGAAAAAACCGAGGGAUUUUCCGGGAGAGAAAUUGCGAAAUUAAUGGCGAGUGUUCAGGCGGCGGUUUAUGGUAGUGAGGACUGUGUGCUCGACGCUAAUCUGUUCCGCGAAGUGGUGGAUUAUAAAGUUGCAGAACAUCAACAAAGAAAGAAACUUGCUGCAUAUUGAUCAUUUAAAAUGUGAGAUUAUUCUUUUCUUUUCCCUAGUGAGAACAUGUAGUAAUUACUUUUUUUUCUUGAUUUUAAUCGAUACGUAUUGAACAUA